This is a messenger RNA of Pocillopora meandrina, 759 nucleotides long. NCBI's taxonomy places the organism in Eukaryota, Metazoa, Cnidaria, Anthozoa, Scleractinia, Pocilloporidae. The record is from the annotation of a GenBank genome assembly.
AGCCAUUCGGAUGACACUAGAGCUGGUCAUUGUAAACCGGAGAGCGACCGAAUCAGCAUUGAUGAGUUGACCCGGAUAAAUCCCGUACAUGGGCAAGUGAAGAUCGACACUGGAGCAGGGAAUGAUGUGUUCGUAAUGAGUGGCAUGGUGGGUCGCAAUGAGUAUACUAAAAUUGACUUCCUGGUCGUUGAUUUAGGAGGAGAUGGUAACCUGCUGUCAAUUGGAGCUACUCUCAAUAUUGGUACCUUCUUGAGAGGAAUUCGAUGUACUCGCGGAAACUCCCAGUGUUAACAUUGAUGGUAUUACCACAGAACUUGCGUUCCAGCGGAGCUCCCAAAAAGUCAUAACGAACAGGGAAAAUGUGCCAACAUUUUGGAUUUCUAUAUUCAGAGAAUUGAAAAAUUUAGGUCCUUGAAAACAUAACGCAAACUUUUUGAUAUUUGUUCUGCAAGGAAUAUGUAAAAGUAAUUGCAUUGUCUGAUGCAAUAGCAAUGAUGGCUACUCGAUAACGAAAAUAAUCUUUUAAGAGUAUUAGGAAGACAGCCUAUCUUGAACAAAAACACGAUCUUUCCUAUUUGAAAUCGAUAUACAUUAUAUAGAUUAAGAGGUAAACGUGGAAGCCUCUCGUCCGGAAUCUUCUUCGAUAACUCUUACGGCGACGGAGAUCUUUACUUCAUGAAGGGGGACUGGGGAUGGAAAAGAGUAGGAAAUGUGAAAGGAGUAACCAUCUUUAAAGGAUCGAGGUAUGUGACCACUUAA